AUUUUGCGCCACAACGUAACAUACAGGAUACAGGUUUUCGAUAAUUCGGUUGAAAAGCACAACCAUGUUUGUUAGCUCGAGUUUCCAAUCAUACUAUAUAUAUGUAGUUUCAGAUGCGUACAAAAGGCGCGAAUGCAGAGUAACGAAACGGAAGUUUUUUCAGCGGUUUCGGAUUAUCUCAGAGUUGUUAUGCGACUCGAUUUUACUGUUUUUUAAACUGUAUUUUAUAUUAUUCGAUGUUGACACGAAUAUACAUAAAUGUAGCACGGCAGUAGGAGUGUAGCAUGAUAUGCAUUGAAAUAUUUGAAAAACUGACACUAUAACGAACAGUUAUAGAAGUAUUUUCACAGGAAAUUUAGGACGAUUUACUUAUUACUAUUUGUUCAGCUGAGGCAACAUGUCUGUUGACACUAUGCAAGGAGAUUCUUUGUACACUCCACGUAGAGUUCAAAAAUGUCUAUUUGGAUCAGUUGGAAGUUCAACUGAAAAGAGUGCACGAAAGAUUCAAAAGGAUUCAAUUUUAGAUAAUGCCUUAUCUGGAGAUGAGUCAGAUUUAGGACCCAUGUCACCUUUAGCGCUUACUGAUCCAAGUAGUUGUAACAGUUCACCAAGAAAUGUGCUUCUUUCUCCAUGUACAACACCUAAACAUCAAUCAUUUAAAAUGUAUUUAACUCGGAGUCAAUUAUCACCAAGCAUAUGCAACAGGAGCAAAUAUCAUAGCACAUUAAACAAAUUUAAGAGAGAUAUCAAUAGUUCUCCUCAACAAAAAAUACUACCAGACUCACCAAAAUCUUUAUCAAAUUCGCCAUUUAAGGGUUUCAGUCUUUCAACAGAAACAAAGUCAAGAAUAAAUCCAUUGAUAAAUGAAACAAUACCAGAAACACCUAAAAGACAUUUUGGGAAAGAAUUACAGAAUAGUAUUGUAGAAACUCCACCUAAACGCGAAUGUCUAGAACAAAAGUUAAUAACACCAUUGACUUCAGAGAAUAAAAUGAUUCCAUUGCCAAAAUUACAUAGACGGAAGUCUCUCAGCAUGUUGGAUACAACUAAAAAUUCUUCACCCGAAAGAAGAAAAAGUGCAUUAAAAAGACAUGCAUUAGAAGAAUUAGAACAUACCACAAAGUUAAUAAAGACUGAUGACACUUGUUCUGUGCCUAAAGCUAGAGCAGCUUUGUUUCAAGAUAAAAGUUAUAAAACUAAAUUAGAAGAUCUAUCUUUAAGUACCAAGAGUUUUUACAGCAACUCCAAUGUAAAUUUUAAAAAGAAUUACAUGGUUAUCGAUGAACCACCAGAACAGAAACAGCAAAGGAAAAGUUUUUCUGGACAUGUACAUUGUAGUAAAAAAUCUAUUAGAAGAUACACAAUAGGAGGGAUCAAUGGUGGAGUAUCACAUAGAAUUAAAAAACCAAAACCAAAAUCUAAAUUAGGCACUACAAAAAAUAAAUUGAUUGAUGAUGCACGAAAUACAGUGAAAAUAGAAGACACAAGUACACAUAGUACAAUAUUGAGGGAAAGGUCUCCAACACCAGAAUUUGACCUUUGUAAGCGUUUUUUCAAGAUGAAAAGAUCAGACAAGAAAAAUAAUUCAGCUGUUCAAUUAAACAAUGGAUCAAAAGAUAAAAUAACAUUAAAUCAAGAGAACAUACAAUCUGUUAGACAAACAAAUAAACGAGCAAAAUUAACAGACAUUUCAUUUGAUACUACUGAUUUGACAGUGGAUGAACCAGAAUUUGAAGCUAUGAUGGAAGGAAACAAUGUUGCUAAUAUAUUAGAAAUAUUAGAAAAUGAUUGGGCUGAUGAUGAAUAUGAUACAAUGGAAAUACUAACUAAUCAAAAAUUGACUCGCAUUACACCGUUAAAACCGGUAGAAAUUCUAAAAGAUGUUACUAUGUCGCCAGCGAGUGAACUUAGUAAUAUGACGUCCAUUAUGAAUAUUGGUACACCAAUAACGUAUGAAAAUAUUUCUGUAGACAAUAAUGAGAACAAUGUUAAACAGAAUGAACAGAACUAUUACCCCUUGUUUAAUAAAGGGUACUCUGCUAACAAAGAAUUUCAUGAAAUUGGUAAAAAAUCGACACCUAAUAGGUCAGGAAAUGUAAAUUGGCAAUUAUCUACUAAACAAAAUGGUGGUGACAAUCAGUAUCUAUUAGAUGCAGGACAAAAAAAUUUUGGAGCUACCCAAUGUACUGAAUGUGGUGUUGUAUACCAGACAGGGGAUCCUGAUGAUGAAAACGCUCAUCUAAAUUACCACAAUAAUAGAAGAACUCUAAAAUUUCCUGGUUGGAAAACGGAACGUGUAAUUAUGGAAGAUUCUUUAACAUCGAGUCGAAUAAUCUUAGUAGAGUCGAGCGAUCCAAAACAAUGUUGGAAUAAGAUAACAGAUGUUCUAACAUAUGUGGACAAUGAUUUGGGAUUAACUGACACGAAACUAACCAAUUAUGAGCAUAAAAAGGUGUACUUGUACAUAAGGGACAAAGUCAUCUUGGGAGUCUUAGUUGCAGAACCCAUAGUCACCGCUCAUCGUAUGAUCCCUGAAUUGUUGGAAUUAGAUUGUUGCACAGCAGAAAGUACACCUGCUAAAUGUGGUAUAAAUAUUAUAUGGACUGACAUGAAACAUCGUAGACAAGGAAUAGCAUCUAAAUUAGUCGAUACAUUAAGACGUCAAUUUUAUUAUGGUUAUAUAAUGUCUUUAGAAGAUAUUGCAUUCUCAACUCCAACUCCAAGUGGAAAAAUAUUUGCUGAGAAAUAUACCAAGACUCGGAAUUUUAAAGUUUAUAAUUAAAAUUUGGUAUCAAUUUUAUACAUCUUCUUAAAUAAAAGAAAAGAAUCAAAAUUAAUACCAAUUGUGCCAUUUAUUUGUUAUUAGUUUUGUUUUUGCGUACAAAUAUUUCUUAUAAUGGUACAUUUGCAAAUUUAUUUAUUUGGUUUUUUUUUUCACAUAAUUCUUCGUUCGGAAAACAAUCUUGUUAAAUUUACGUUAAAAAAAUGAUUAAUCGCUUUUAUUAACAUUGUAACAGUUGUUUUUGAACGAAGUAUAAAAAUGUUUUCUUUUUUGCCCCUUUGAGGGCAGAACACCAGAUCUGAAUACUCUUUGUUGUUACCCUGUGUUACUUAAAUUAUUACAUAUUUUGUAGAUGCUAUUGUUUUAGUAUAUUUCAAAUUGUAUGACAUGUGAGGGAUGGCAAUUAAACACAUACGAAGUUUGUUUAUCUA
Messenger RNA from Hylaeus volcanicus, 3213 nucleotides. It is a transcript of the gene eco, whose product is annotated as N-acetyltransferase ESCO1. Gene Ontology annotation, molecular function: protein-lysine-acetyltransferase activity. The coding region runs from base 398 to 2782 and encodes 794 amino acids. The record is from RefSeq and is a predicted model, not a curated record. Gene Ontology annotation, cellular component: nucleus; chromatin. The transcript is spliced from 6 exons. Lineage: Eukaryota; Metazoa; Arthropoda; Insecta; Hymenoptera; Colletidae. Gene Ontology annotation, biological process: mitotic sister chromatid cohesion.